AUGGGUUGCCAGAAGUCUCCGCGGCCGCUCCUCGGCGCCUACAAGUCCCAGCAGCCCCUGCGGCGGCAAUCACGCGUCCGCCUGAAGGCGCGUGGGAACUUUUUUGUUUUGGUCCCGAAGAGUGUCGCAGAUCCGCCGCCAUCGCCAGUUAACGGGGUGUUUUGGGGUGAAGCGUUUGGAGAAGCAUCGCCGGGAAACGAGCUGGAGACCCUUCUGGCAUUGGGCUCGUUCCUGCUGAUUGUCAAAAAGCUUCCUACCUGGACAGCCGGGACACGGGCAGGACGCAGAGGAAGCUGCAGGUGGUUGUCUGUAGCUCAAACACGUUUAAGGGUGAAUGGGGGGAAUGGGGAGGUGCUGGUGGGCUACGGUAAACAGAGAGCUCGGGAAGAUCAGCUUCUUCACAUUGGAGGGAUAUUGAAGAGGUUGGUGUUAUUCAAGGAUGUGGCUGUUAUCUUCUCUAAGGAAGAAUGGGGGCUCCUGGAUUUGGAACAGAAGAAUCUGUACAGAGAAGUGAUGUUGGAAAAUUAUAACAACCUGGUCUCACUGGGUGAGUUGCUCACAGUAUGUGGGAAAGCUUUUUUUUUUGCCGCACAACUUAUUUAUCAUAAAAAAGUUCACAGUGGAGAGAGACAUUUUGAAUGCAAAGAAUGUGGAAAGGCCUUCAUUUGUGGCUCUCAUCUUACUCAGCAUCAAAGAAUUCAUUCUGGUGAAAGACCUUAUAAAUGUAAUGAAUGUGGAAAAACCUUUGUUCGUGGCUCACAACUUACUUACCACAAGAGAGUUCAUACUGCAGAGAAACCCUAUCAGUGUCUAGAAUGUGGAAAGGCCUUUAUUCGUGGGUCCCAACUUAUUGAGCACCAGCGAGUUCAUACAGGUGAGAAGCCCUAUAAAUGUAAGAAAUGUGGGAAAGCCUUUUGUUAUGGCUCACAGCUUACACUUCAUCACAGACUUCAUACUGGUGAAAAGCCCUAUCAAUGCAAGGAUUGUGGCAAGUCCUUUAUUCGUGGUGCACAACUUACUGAACAUCAGAGAACUCAUACAGGUAACAAACCACAUGGAUGUAAACAGUGUGGAAGUACUUUUAACUAUGAAUCUCAGCUUCUUCAACAUCAAAGGAUUCACACAGGUGAGAAACCCUAUAAAUGUCACCAGUGUGGAAAAUCAUUUGUUCGUGACUCACAACUUAUUGAGCAUAAAAAAAUCCACACUGGUGAAAAACCAUUUGAAUGUAAGGAAUGUGGGAAGGCUUUUACUCGUGCUUCACAUCUUGCUCAGCAUCGAAGGCUCCAUACAGGUGAGAAACCUUACAAAUGUAAAGAGUGUGGGCAGGCCUUUGUUCAUAACUCACAACUGACUAAGCAUAAGAAAAUUCAUACAGGUGAGAAUCCCCAUGAAUGUAAGCAGAAACCAUAUGAAUGUAAGGAAUGUGGGAAGGUUUUUCUUAGUAAAUCACAGCUCACUUACCAUCUGAGAUCCCAUACUGGUGAGAAACCCUAUGAAUGUAAUGAAUGUGGGAGGGCCUUUUUCCGUGCUUCACAUCUUAAACAGCACCGGAGAAUUCAUACAGGUGAAAAGCCAUUCAAGUGUAAUGUGUGUGAUAAGGCUUUUAAUCGCAGGUCUCAACUAACUCAGCAUCAGAAAAUUCAUUCUGAUGAAAGACCUUUUAAAUGUAAUGAAUGUGGUAAGAAAUUUAGACGUCAGUCACACCUUACUCAACAUCAGAAACUUCAUAAUAGGGAAAAAGUCUGA
This is a messenger RNA of Suncus etruscus (white-toothed pygmy shrew), 1749 nucleotides long. RefSeq names its product zinc finger protein 345-like. The transcript is spliced from 8 exons. The record is from RefSeq and is a predicted model, not a curated record. Gene Ontology annotation, molecular function: DNA-binding transcription factor activity, RNA polymerase II-specific; RNA polymerase II cis-regulatory region sequence-specific DNA binding. Gene Ontology annotation, biological process: regulation of transcription by RNA polymerase II. The coding region runs from base 1 to 1749 and encodes 582 amino acids. NCBI's taxonomy places the organism in Eukaryota, Metazoa, Chordata, Mammalia, Eulipotyphla, Soricidae.